Messenger RNA from Equus caballus (horse), 1404 nucleotides. Lineage: Eukaryota; Metazoa; Chordata; Mammalia; Perissodactyla; Equidae. The record is from RefSeq and is a predicted model, not a curated record.
AUGGUGGUGACCAGGAGGGUCAAGAAUCACACGGAUCAAACAUCUGUGUCCUUGAGCCCCUCUCAGCUUCUGGAGCGUUCCCUGAGUUCAGGAAACAUACCACCCAAGGGUCUACAUGCUAGUAUUCUCCAGCCCCUGUCAGCCAAGGGCGAUGGGUGGAAGUUCCAGCGUAUCCACGAGGAUUUGGAGUUAAAUGUAUGCGAUGGGCGAGGCGGGUCCCUCCAGGAUCAUGUCGUCGACAUCACUCAGGAGUUGGUGUUCACUGGCCGUGGCGACGUUUUGCAGGCGGCGGAGGCGGGCCUGGAGCUGCUCCUGCUCCCUCUUGAGCUCCAGGUAGGAGUGCGAGAAGGUGUGGAAGAUGGACGUGGCUGGGAAGGCCAUGAUGAGGAUCCCACUCAGGAUGCUGCUGAGGGCCACCAUCUGGCCCGGCACGCUGCGCGGGACCAUGUCUCCGUAGCCCACGGUCGUCAUGGAGAUGACGGCCCACCAAUAGGAGGCCGGGAUGCUGGUGAACUCCAGGACCCGGCCGGACUCAUUCUCGGCCACGUAGACCAGAGGGGAGAAGAGGGUGACGGCCACGCAGAGGAAGAGGAGGAGCAGGCCGAACUCGCGCGUGCAGCGGCGCACGGUGAGGCCCAGCGUCUGCAGCCCCAGCGAGUGGCGCGCCAGGCGCAUCACGUAGAGGAUGCGCAGCGCCCGCAGCACGCGCAGCGCCAGCCCCACCUUCUCCAGGAAUCAAGUCUCCUGAUGACAGAGCAUGAGAAGAGCUGGAGUAGACGGAUGCCAGGGUGCCGUGAGCGAGCAGAGGAGACUGAUGAGAGGCAGUGUGCCGUUCAAUGCUCAGAGAGGGCCAGUCGGACGCACCAAGAAGCGUGGCCAGCGCACCGUUACUACCAUCUAUCGCUCAGCUCUCCUGUGAACCACACGCUGAAUGAAACACACAUUUUAGCCCUUCCAACAGCCGGAUAUCAGAGACAGAUCCAAUCAUCCCCUCAGUCUAGAGAUGGAGACAUGGAGGCCUGGAGAAGCUCAAGAACUCAGAGCAGGAACCAUUUGUGCUUGCGCCCCAUCCUCACUGUCACAGCGUCAGAUGAGCCAUCCCGGAAGGACGUGCGUGCUGCGAGGCCUCUAGGGAAAAGGGUAUUGCUCCAGGCUUUCGGCUGCAAGGAGCUCAGCUAACCUGCCAUCGGGUGCUUCUCCUCACUCACCUGCCUCAGAGAGACCGCUUCAAGACAAGACCCUAAAGCGACACGCUCUUUUCAAGUGUAAUGAAAUAUUCUGGAUGUGGCAUUGGCCAGUGAACAAAUGAAGAUGUGAACCAUCGAAGUCCGUAUUAAUAGCAGUGUGUUUUUUCUCAAGAUUUAGAAGCUUUGCUUUCAGAAUCAGCCAUCUCUUAGCAGGUCU